UCCCAAACGGAAGGUGGUAGUCGCUGCCGGAGCUUGUUUGAAACUGGUGGUCCGGCCCGGCGGAGUGUGUGUGUAGCCGGGGACCCGCUGGAGGGCUAGGCCGUUCCUGAGCGCCCCGGCCCCGCCUCCUCUCGGACCCGCUGACCCAAGCCGGGCUCCCCGCCCGUCUCGUGCCCGAGCCCGCCGCCUCUCCUGCCGGCUCUGCGGCCCAGCCGCCACCAUGUCCCUGCACGGCAAACGGAAGGAGAUCUACAAAUAUGAAGCGCCCUGGACUGUCUACGCCAUGAACUGGAGCGUGCGGCCCGACAAGCGCUUUCGCCUGGCGCUGGGCAGCUUCGUGGAGGAGUACAACAACAAGGUUCAGCUUGUUGGUUUAGACGAAGAGAGUUCGGAGUUUAUUUGCCGAAACACCUUUGACCACCCAUACCCCACCACAAAGCUCAUGUGGAUUCCUGACACGAAAGGCGUCUAUCCAGACCUGCUGGCGACGAGUGGUGACUAUCUCCGUGUGUGGAGGGUUGGUGAAACAGAGACCAGGCUGGAGUGCUUGCUAAACAAUAACAAGAACUCAGACUUCUGUGCUCCCCUGACCUCCUUUGACUGGAACGAGGUGGAUCCUUAUCUUUUAGGUACCUCAAGCAUCGACACAACCUGCACCAUCUGGGGACUGGAGACCGGGCAGGUGCUGGGACGAGUGAAUCUCGUAUCUGGCCAUGUGAAGACCCAGCUAAUUGCCCAUGACAAAGAGGUCUAUGAUAUUGCAUUCAGCCGAGCCGGAGGUGGCAGGGACAUGUUUGCCUCUGUGGGUGCGGAUGGCUCUGUGAGGAUGUUUGACCUCCGCCAUCUGGAACACAGCACCAUCAUUUACGAAGACCCACAGCAUCACCCACUGCUCCGCCUCUGCUGGAAUAAGCAGGACCCUAACUACCUUGCCACCAUGGCCAUGGAUGGAAUGGAGGUGGUAAUUCUGGAUGUUCGAGUUCCCUGCACACCUGUCGCCAGGCUGAACAACCACCGAGCAUGUGUCAAUGGCAUUGCUUGGGCCCCGCAUUCAUCCUGCCACAUCUGCACUGCAGCGGAUGACCAUCAGGCUCUCAUCUGGGACAUCCAACAGAUGCCUCGGGCCAUCGAGGACCCUAUCCUGGCCUACACAGCCGAAGGAGAGAUCAACAAUGUGCAGUGGGCCUCAACUCAGCCGGACUGGAUUGCCAUCUGCUAUAACAACUGCCUGGAGAUACUCCGUGUGUAGUCUUGCUGGCGCUUCACCUACCAGACCGGGGCUUGUGUGUUUCAGCCUCUGCCCCUUCCCUCCCCAGUGGCCAGUAUGUCUGUUGUUGCUUUACACCCACUGUGUCCAGAAGCUGCUGUAGGAGUCCAGGCCAGUUGCCCCUCGCUAUUGUGCAGGACUGUGCUGUGUGGCACACCACAUCCCAGGGCUGGGUUUUACAAUUUCUCUCCUUUCCUCUUUGCUUCUUCAAUUAAACAUUUCUGUAUAUAUGUUUGUCAGCUGUUGUGUUCAUGAACAGUACGAGCACUGGCUCUGUCUGUCCAGUUGCCCCGUGUCUCUGUUUGUGCCUGAGGCAGUAGUCCGCGUCUUGCCCCAUCCGUGUCCAUGCUAGCACUUAAGUGGGACAAAUGCCAACUUCAAGUUGUCUUUCCUCCUGGUAUUAGUGUCUUUUAACACACCUCAACUUUGUAUAUUUUUUAUCUAUCAGGCUAAUUUUUUAUGAAAAGAAUUUAAUCUUCCUGGUUUCUUGGUUUCCUCCCCUCUUUGUACCUUCCUUUCCUCCCUUGGUGCCUGCAGUGGGUACUGGACCCUAGACCGCAAGACCAGUUUGCCUUUCCGAGUAACUGCCUGCAUGGCACACCCCGAGUUCAGAACUGCGCUGGUGCUCUAAGGGCUUCUGACUCCCACCUUUCUCAGUCUGGGUCUCCUGAAGGCCUGGCAGGUGCAGGACAGACAUAGGAAGCCUUCUGUUCCACCCUCACCUUCCUCUCUGGCUUCGUAAUGACUGCCGGUGAAGCUGAGAAGCCGUUGAGUAGGGGCCAGGCUGAGGGAGAAUCGUUUCAGGAAAGCUGAACUUACAUUGAAUCUCCAGUACCUGGUUUCAGAAUCUAUUUUUCCAUUUUAGAACUUGAAUGAUAGGCAAGAAGGAUCUCUAAGCUAAGCUUCGGGAUUUGUUUGUUGCGUUUCCUCUACCUGGUGGGAUACCAGCCCAUCUCUGGAUUGAGUGCUCUGAAUGAGAGACUCCAGAGAGAUGCUGUCUGGCCUGACCCUGAACAUGGUCUAGAUUGAGAUAAAUGGGCAGUUCUCAUAAAGAAUGGGCUAAUCAGCUGUGGUGAUUCCAGGCCACCAAGUAAAUGGCUAUGAAAGAACCAUAGGGCCCAGGGUCCGCCAUCGAGGCUUCUCUACACCUGUGACACCCUCGCCUGAGCUUAGGUUCUGAGCAGUAUUGGACUUUGUAGGCUACAGUUGGCUGUGCUGACUUAGAGGCCUCGGGUGUGUUUCCGUUACGUGAAUGGCUUCCAUGGAGGGGACUUGUGUGGUUCUGACUUUAGAUGAGUCCCUGGCAGUUUGGGCCAUACUCUGGAGAGUUUUCCUGACUUAUUUUCUGCCGAGCUACCCGAAGGUUUCUCAAAUUCCCUGACAUGAGGAGAGUAGUGGGCCUGAAAUCUGAUGCUUUUGCCCACUCGCUGUCAUUGCUGGGGAAAUAAACACUGACUCAUUGUUCUGGGCACGUGGGCUCUCUGGCCGAGUCUUUGCCCGCCUCUUACAGCUGCUGCAGCUGUAUGCCAAAAGUCUUAGAUCACUUCGCCACAUAGGGGCUCGUCCCAAAGGAAAGGCAUUUUCAGUCAAGGUAUUCCCCCUUGGCCUUCCUGGUUUGUCAUUCUGAUCCUGGUCUCUAGCUGUCUGUCUGAUUGAUAUUAAUGUUCCUGCACUAUCAUGUGCUUUGCUCUGUAUCAUUUGCAGAUAGAGAACACAAUUUGUGGUUACCUCUGCUUUUAGUGGUGUUUGCUAGCUAGUACAGGGUCCUUGAGGGCAGCAGGCUUGCCAAUUUAGGUUGCUCCUGUAGGAGCCCCCAGUUUCUUCCUGGGCUGAGUCUACAGUGGACAGUGGUAGUGGUCCUGCUGGGAAGGGCCUCUGUGUUCUGGGUGGGCUUUAACUUGGGCUAAAUCAUGGGAUUUGUCAGCUGGAACUUGAAGGCAAAGUUUUUAAAAGUAGUAGUUAUUAGAAUAGAUUUGUAUGUGGUAACUAUGUGCUUUGGAAACCAGCCACCUGUGACCAUCUUUCCCUCGCUCUGUGGAUGUUGGUCAUUUUUAGCCUGCCUUUCUUUUCCCUCCAUCUAGACAGGUAAGGCUCUCACUGUCUUCAUCUUCAAAUAUGCACACACCCACAGUUGCAGGGUUGCUGGCAUUUUGAAGUGCCAGCUCUCUCACCCUCCUUUUAGAGCAUGGAUUGGUUGCCCUGUGGCUGAAGAAGAGACUUCUGUAGCCUUGAGACAUAGAAAGUCACUUAGUCUGCCUUCUUCCCAGAAGCACAAGUCUAUUAAAGUCUCAGAAGUCAGUCUGGGCCAGGAUGUGGUGGCGCACGCCUUUAAUCCCAGCACUCGGGAGGCAGAGGCAGGCGGAUCUCUGUGAGUUCGAGGCCAGCCUGGUCUACAAGAGCUAGUUCCGGGACGGGCACCAAAGCUACAAAGAAACCCUGUCUCGAAAAACAAACAAACAAAUAAAAAGUCAGUCUGUUUAGAUUUGCUAGUUCUUGGACUGAUGGGGAGGUAGGUCAGGACCUCCACACAUGUUUUCCUCCAGGGAUGGUAGCUCCAGGCUCUGGUGUGGCUGCAGUGCUAUUUGCACUUGGCUCUGGCAUGCUGAGCCAGAGGCUCUGGCCUGUGCUUUCUGUGUCUGCUGGUGGGAGGGUGAUGCUCACAUUAGCCGAGAGCUGAACCGCUGCAUGGGUCUGAGGCGCUCCUGGGCUUGAACUUUUCUCCGCAGGAGAUUGUGUCUCUCCCCUGGUCUGCAAGGUUAGGGCUUGAAGAGUGAUGGCCCCUGACAACUGGGUGAUAAUUUCCAUCAAACUCACAACUGGGUCUCGGAUAACUGGCUCCAAGUCAGGAAGAACAGAAAAAAAUCAGGAUCCUAGUGUUUUGAUGGUUGUUACACUUGAAGUCUGAUACUUUAGGGUGUAGAAGAAAAUGAGUUCUUCAGAUCACAGAAGGAAGAGGCUCGGGAACACAGAGGUCUGCAGGGAGGACGUUGAGAGUGGACCUGUGCUCAGCCUAGGUUGGCCUUCCAGUGCCGCUAACCAAACAUCUGGGUCACUGGGUAGCUAGGAAUGGGGUGAAGCUAGGGGCAGAGAGCCCUUCCCACAGCAAGGCUGCUAUAGGCGAUACCUGCUGGGUAAAUUUGAAGUGUUGGGUGUGCCGUGACAGCACAUGAUGAUGCUGUUUUGUUUUAUUUUGUCUGAGGCAGGGCCUUGCGUUGUAGUCUAGACUGCCCUUGAACUUGGGAUCUUCUUAACUUACUUCAGUCUCCCUGAGUGCUGGGAUUACAGGUAUGUGCCACUAUCCCCAGCAUCCAUGGUUCUUCUUGUAGAUCCCCCUCUUCCCUUAUCUUCCCUUUAGUUUUAAUUUUUCAUGGUGUGUGUGUGUGUGUGUUUAUGUGUGUGUCGGUGGGGAUCCAACGUAGGCCCUCACACAUGCUAGGCAAGUGUUCUACCAUAGAACUACCCUCUAGCCCUUCCUCUUUUGUUUUUCUUUUCCUAUCCUAUUCCCUUUCCUCUGGAGAGUGUUCUCCCUUCUUCCUGAUGUGUCCUGGGCCCUAGAUUCCUAGACUGUAAGGACAUGUAGGACUCUGGAGUUUACCAGACAUGGCUGAGCAGUCCAGAACUGCCUAAUUUCCCCAUUUUGAAAAUAUGGCAGUUCAUUUAAUCACCUGGCUUAGGAUAGACACUACCAUUGCAAUAGAGACCUCAAAGCACGUGCUUCCUUUAGAGCCUGUGCUCGGCAUGAGGCAGGUGGGGCCUGCUUGGCAUUUAGGUUGAUUUUCUGAGAGGAGAGCUGACCGGAGCAGUGUCACCAUGAACCCUGAGCCAGGCUUUCCCAGAAUUGUCCUCUCUGCUCUGGUGAGGCCACAGCUGUGUGUCUCAUGUCUCAGAGCUUGUUCACCUCACCCAACUGCGUUCUCUCUUCCUCCCAUACUGUCAUUGUUCUCAUGGCCAGAGUCAAGCAUGAGGCAUUAUUGGAUGGGCAAGCGUCUUGGGCUGCUAUCUGGAUGUCACUUUUUAAAUAUGAAAACAUGCAGCUGCCUUCUCCAGGAGGCUUGAACUAAUGUGUCAACCAGAAACAAAAAGCUAAGGGAAGUUUGAACUCCAGAAGAAAAAUGUUGGGAAAUGUACGAGCACCACCUUUGGGAUCAGUGAUGCUGAACUGUGUGCGAUCUACUAUUUGAAAGAAAUGUUCUCCCAUUGGGCUGAUUGUGAUAGACAAUGUGUUAGGAAAACUGUUGACCUGAAGCUUUGAAUUGCUUUAGUCAAAUGAGUCACUUGCUUUGGUCCCCCUCCGUCAGCGACCCUCCCUUGCCCUGCCCUCGUGUGAAUUACAGCAUGAUUGUACAAAGCUCUGUGCGGACAAUGGAGAGUUCUUGUUCUACAAAGUGUUAAGCUCUAACUGAUCACUUCUGUGCCCUUUGAUCUCAUGUGUGAACGUGCUUUCUUACAUAUUUAAACUUCCCUUCUGUUGUACAGCUUUUGUGGCAUCCCUUGUUGAGGUGGAGAGGAAGCUACCCCUUUGCAGAACUGUACUGUAACCAUUUCUCUCUGUGAAUAUUAUUUUCACAGGGCUGAUUGUACACAGGGCUUGUAAUAAAAUUUUAACACUGUGCUGUGAAUGAGCUUAGGAUUCUCCACCGGAGGCGACUUGAAACGCAGCCGAGAGUGGAGUGUUCUUUCUGUGACUUUACUUCUUCCUCGUACAUUAAGUCUCUGCGUUCUGUUUCAGCCUCCUGUAUAAGAAGUACCGUAUUUUCUGCCCAUCAUACUUUGUAAUAAAACUUGAACAUGUAUAGAUUGAA
This is a messenger RNA of Chionomys nivalis (European snow vole), 6069 nucleotides long. RefSeq names its product DDB1 and CUL4 associated factor 7 (gene Dcaf7). Lineage: Eukaryota; Metazoa; Chordata; Mammalia; Rodentia; Cricetidae. The record is from RefSeq and is a predicted model, not a curated record. Gene Ontology annotation, cellular component: nucleus. The transcript is spliced from 7 exons. Gene Ontology annotation, molecular function: protein binding. The coding region runs from base 221 to 1249 and encodes 342 amino acids.